AUGUCCUUGUUUCCUCGCAGUAACACGACCGGUGUCACUACUGACAGCUCUUCCGAUCACGCGCCUUCUCGACGAGCUGCCUUUUCGAGCAUCUUCUCCGGCGGCAAGUUUGGAUUUGGCGGUGCUGGCAGCCGUGGCAAUUCCGAUCUUAGCACGGGGUACAAUCAAUUUAGUCCUCGUCAUGAUCCCAUUGAUCCAUCAUCUCUUCUCGGUAGCGUGCGGCGUGGCUCUCUUUCUCCACGACCAUCCUCCACUUUCUCUUUCGAUAAUCAGAACCAGCUUCCUCACCCUUCUACCGACAAUCGUCACUUUGGGUGGCCAUCUACGGAUCAAAUUGGGCAUCGUAACAGUCCUCUAGGUCUUGAUUGGACAUCACCAUCGACAUGGUCACGGGCGCCUUCUCGCCGUCCGUCAAUCCAGUAUGGCUCAUCUGGACAUCUACCAAUGAGCCUUGCAGGAGAGCCUGAUCUAUUUGAGGACACCUACGAUCGUCUUCCUAGGCCGCUGCAAGCACCAAUUGGGACUCGUCCGUCAUCAUCGCAUCGGCCAAUCACCCCGAAGCUCAAUCCUGCUGCACCAUCUUUUAUGGGAAUAUUCUCAGGGAAGAGAUCCGAUAGGGAUAGAGACAGAGAUAGAGACAAGGACUCCGAUGUUCCUUUUGAUCUUCAUGUUGACGAUGGGUCUCCUUCAGAGCCUCGUACCUCCCGUUCUCUUUCCCACUUCACAGGCGAGUCAUAUGAGUCUCUGGAGCGCAUGCCGUCUAGCACGUCGGUAGACAAUGCGUCCAAGGAAUCUUUCAUUCGCAAGAUCACUCGCAAGGGCAGCUCAAGCAAAUUCAGUUCAUGGAAGGACCGGUCAGGAUUCUUCUCGAAAAGAGGUGAAUCAUCACAGGGCGACAUUGAUGAAGAUGCAGCCAACGAGGCCCAGCUAGCGAAGAGCAUUGACAGCACUGUCUCUAGCGUGCCAUCUGGAGACCGCGAGACCAGCGAGCGCGCCAGUGAGACUGGCGAUGAAGAGAUCCAAGAGAUCCCAGAAAUUCCAGAGAUUGUUUCUUCAUGA
Penicillium malachiteum is the source of this 1059-nucleotide messenger RNA. RefSeq lists its product as uncharacterized. The coding region runs from base 1 to 1059 and encodes 352 amino acids. The transcript is spliced from 2 exons. Lineage: Eukaryota; Fungi; Ascomycota; Eurotiomycetes; Eurotiales; Aspergillaceae. The record is from RefSeq and is a predicted model, not a curated record.